Molecule: messenger RNA, 5966 nt
Organism: Myiozetetes cayanensis
Lineage: Eukaryota; Metazoa; Chordata; Aves; Passeriformes; Tyrannidae
Gene: PCDH10
Product: protocadherin 10
Exons: 7
Coding region: 1090-4290 (1066 amino acids)
Biological process (GO): homophilic cell-cell adhesion
Cellular component (GO): plasma membrane
Molecular function (GO): calcium ion binding
Source: RefSeq, a predicted model, not a curated record
CAGAUCAGAGGAGCCGGGAGCGGGAGCAGCGCCGGAGCCGGGACGCGAAGGCGAGCGGCGGCAGCAGCAGCAAGAGACAGACAAGAGACACAAGGCAGUAAGACGCGAAAGCAGCAAGACACGGAGAGGAAAAAAAAAAAAACAACAAAAAAAACACCCAACCGACAAAACGCCCUGAUCGACACAUCCGUAAAAGCAGAAUGAUGAUGAUGAUGCUAAUAGCAAUAAAAGAAGAAAAUGAAAGACAUUUAAUAGAAGAGAGAAACAUCUGAAGUCGUCAUAUAUUAAAAAAAAAAAAAAAAGGAAAAAAAAAAAAGAGGAAAUCCCAGAGACAUCAGGGAAUGAAAGUUUUGGGUAGCAAAGCUGUUCUCUGCCUUUUUUUUUUUUUUUUUUUAUUGAAAUCUUUUUGCGGUUAAUUUUUUUCUUUUUCAAUUUCGCGGUUUUCUACCUUUUUCUUCCAUCUAAAGAGGGUAUGUCCACCGGCUGUUCCAGCAGCAUCUACCCCUCCAGUUCCCACCAGGAAGACAAACCGAGGACAAUCUUGAAAUAUAAAAAUUUCCUCCUUGGGAUUUGCUGCUGCUGCUGCCCUCCGCCGCCACUGCUGCUGCCGCGGUGCAGUGCCAAGACUCUCGGAAUAAAUAAAAGCGGGCUACUGUGUAUCUCUAGCUACAGCAGGCUAAUAGCUAUUAUUAGUUGGUCAUUUAUUUCGAAGAUCACAGAUGAAGUGGGGACGCCUGUCUUCUUCAUUUGGUCAGCGUGUGAAAUAAUAAUACCCGUAACAAAAAGGAGGGAGAUGGGGGAGAGAAAAAUCCUAACAUGAAUCAGAAGAAAUAGUAUCUAGCACACCCCCUCCCCCCACAGAUCAACCUCCCCCCCCCUUCUCCCAUUUUCUUUCCCCCUCCCCCGAUCCCGCUCUCUCCACACACACUUGCAGGCGCGGACACGCACACACACAGACGCACACACAGACGCGCAUACACACACACUGUAGUGUGUAUUUUCGGAGGAGGAGGAGGUGGUGGUGGUGGCUUUUGGAAGAGGAGGAAGAGGUGGUGUCGGGGAGGGGGGGAUCUCUUUCCCCGUUUGGAGAUGAUUGUGCUAUUCCUCUUUGCCUUGCUCUGGAUGGUGGAGGGGGCUCUUUGCCAACUCCAUUACACGGUGCAGGAAGAGCAGGAGCAUGGCACGUUCGUGGGGAAUAUCGCCGAGGACCUGGGCUUGGACAUUACAAAACUUUCGGCUCGGCGCUUCCAGACGGCGCCCAACUCCCGCAGCCCUUACCUGGAGCUCAACCUGGAAACCGGGGUGCUCUACGUGAACGAGAAGAUCGACCGGGAGCAGAUCUGUAAGCAGAGCCCCUCCUGCCUGCUGCACCUGGAGGUCUUCCUGGAGAACCCCCUCGAGCUGUUCCGGGUGGAGAUCGAGGUGCUGGACAUCAACGACAACCCGCCCUCCUUCCCGGAGCCUGACCUCACCGUGGAGAUCUCGGAGAGCGCCACACCGGGCACCCGCUUCCCGCUGGAGAGCGCCUUCGACCCCGACGUGGGCACCAACUCCCUGCGCACCUACGAGAUCACCCCCAACAGCUACUUCUCCCUCGACGUGCAGACGCAGGGGGACGGCAACCGCUUCGCCGAGCUGGUGCUGGACCAGCCGCUGGACCGGGAGCAGCAGGCGGUGCACCGCUACGUGCUGACGGCGGUGGACGGCGGGCAGCCCCAGCAGCGCACCGGCACCGCCCUGCUCACCGUCAGGGUGCUGGACUCCAACGACAACGUCCCCGCCUUCGAGCAGCCCGUCUACACCGUGUCGCUGCCGGAGAACUCCCCGCCGGGCACCCUGGUGCUGCAGCUCAACGCCACGGACCCCGACGAGGGCCAGAACGGCGAGGUCAUCUACUCCUUCAGCAGCCACAUCUCGGCCCGCGCCCGGGAGCUCUUCGGCAUCGCGCCGCGCACCGGGCGGCUGGAGGUGAGCGGUGAGCUGGACUACGAGGAGAGCAACGUGUACCAGGUGUACGUGCAAGCCAAGGACCUGGGGCCCAACGCCGUGCCGGCCCACUGCAAGGUGCUGGUGCGGGUGCUGGACGCCAACGAUAACGCGCCCGAGAUCAGCUUCUCCACCGUCAAGGAGGCGGUGAGCGAGGCGGCGGCGCCGGGCACCGUGGUGGCCCUCUUCAGCGUCUCGGACCGCGACUCGGAGGAGAACGGGCAGGUACAGUGCGAGCUGCUGCAGGGCGACGCGCCCUUCCGCCUCAAGAGCUCCUUCAAGAACUACUACACCAUCGUCACCGAGGGGCCGCUGGACCGCGAGCAGCCGGGCGGCGACGCCUACACUCUCACGGUGGUGGCCCGGGACCGCGGCGAGCCGCCGCUCAGCACCAGCAAGUCCAUCCAGGUGCGGGUGAGCGACGUGAACGACAACGCGCCGCGCUUCAGCCAGCCCGUGUACCAGGUGUACGUGAGCGAGAACAACGUGCCCGGCGCCUACAUCUACGCCGUCAGCGCCACCGACCGCGACCAGGGCGCCAACGCCAGGCUCGCCUAUUCCAUCCUGGAGAGCCAGAUCCAGGGCAUGUCCGUCUUCACCUACGUCUCCAUCAACUCCGAGAACGGCUUCCUCUACGCGCUCCGCUCCUUCGACUACGAGCAGCUCAAGGAGUUCAGCUUCCAGGUGGAGGCCCGCGACGCCGGCGAGGAGCCGCAGCCGCUGGCCGGCAACGCCACCGUCCACAUCAUCGUGGUGGACCAGAACGACAACGCCCCCGCCAUCGUCAGCCCCCUGCCCGGCCGCAAUGGCACCCCGGCGCGGGAGGCGCUGCCCCGCGGCGCCGAGCCGGGAUACCUGGUGAGCCGGGUGGCGGCAGUGGACGCCGACGACGGGGAGAACGCCCGCCUCACCUACAGCAUCGCGCGGGGCAACGAGGCCGGGCUGUUCCGCAUGGACUGGCGCUCCGGGGAGCUGCGGACGGCCCGCAGGGUUCCGGCCAAGCGCGACCCGCAGCGCCCCUACGAGCUGGUCAUCGAGGUGCGCGACCACGGGCAGCCGCCGCUCUCCUCCACCGCCGCCGUCCAGGUGGUGCUGGUGGACGGGGCGGGCGAGCGGCCCGGCGGCGGCGGCGGCCCGGGCGCGGGGACGGGCGCGGGGGGCGGCGGAGGCGGCUCUGGAGAGCAUCGCCCCAGCCGCUCCGGGGGGGAUACCUCGCUUGACCUCACCCUCAUCCUCAUCAUCGCCCUGGGCUCCGUCUCCUUUAUCUUCCUGCUGGCCAUGAUCGUCCUGGCCGUGCGCUGCCAGAAGGAGAAGAAGCUCAAUAUCUACACCUGCCUGGCCAGCGACUGCUGCCUGGGCUGCUGCUGCUGCUGCCCUUGCUGCAGCCGGCAGGCGCGGGCCCGCAAGAAGAAGCUCAGCAAGUCGGACAUCAUGCUGGUGCAGAGCUCCAACGUGCCCAGCAACCCGGCGCAGGUGCCGGUGGAAGAGUCGGGCAGCUUCGGUUCCCACCACCACAACCAGAACUACUGCUACCAGGUCUGCCUCACCCCCGAGUCCGCCAAGACCGACUUGAUGUUCCUCAAGCCCUGCAGCCCCUCUCGCAGCACCGACGCCGAGCACAACCCCUGCGGGGCCAUCGUCACAGGCUACGCCGACCAGCAGCCCGACAUCAUCUCCAACGGCAGCAUCUUGUCUAGCGAGACGAAACAUCAGCGUGCUGAGCUCAGUUAUCUAGUUGACAGACCCCGACGAGUAAACAGUUCUGCAUUCCAGGAAGCAGACAUAGUAAGCUCUAAGGACAGUGGUCAUGGAGACAGUGAGCAAGGAGACAGUGAUCAUGAUGCCACUAAUCGAGGUCAAUCCUCUGGCAUGGAUCUCUUCUCCAAUUGCACGGAGGAAUGUAAAGCACUGGGCCACUCAGAUCGGUGCUGGAUGCCUUCCUUUGUCCCAUCCGACGGACGCCAAGCUGCAGAUUACCGCAGCAAUCUGCACGUACCUGGCAUGGACUCUGUUCCAGACACUGAAGUGUUUGAAACACCAGAAGCCCAGCCGGGGGCAGAAAGGUCCUUCUCCACCUUCGGCAAAGAGAAGGCCCUUCACAACAGUCUGGAGAGGAAGGAGUUGGAUGGACUGCUGUCUAAUACACGAGCGCCUUACAAACCACCAUAUUUGAAACAUGGGUGGCAGCAGAAUAAUCCCCAUCCUCCAUCCCCCAGCCCCAGCCCCAGCCGUGUGUCUCACCCUUUACCUGGAUGCACCGCUACGAAGGCACUUGCCAUCUCUGGAUCUCAAAGUGGAUUAUAAAGAAUAGUGAUUUAAACCUUCCUGCACCUCUAGGAGAUAGAAGUGUCUUUCUUUCUUUCCCGCAGCACGGAAAAGGAUAUGCUAGUCACUUCUACAGGACUUACCUGAAGCAGCAUGAUUUGCACAAAAGUCGACCAACAAAAAGCAUCAACUUUCAACUUCAUUAUCUUGGCCAUCCAGUUCUGUGUAACUGAAGGAUUUGUGUGCUGUUGGAGACAUCAUGGCCAACAAUAGGACCUAAUUGCUCUCAGCAGGCCUGAGAAAUGAGUUGAAAUGUGUAGAACUGUAGAAACUUCAGAGGCAACUGAUCUUGCCUCUCUGAUCAGUGUGUGCCUGUUUACAGCACUAUAUAUCUUUCUCUCUCCAAAAUGUCACUGAGCCCUUUAGAUGUUUAUAUUCACCACAAGAAGCCAAUCGUACAGAUAAAAGAGAUGUGCAUUAUAAAUGCAAUAUCACUGUUUUAAACUUGACUGUUUUAUAUUAUUUUUGUGUGAUCGAGUGUUCCCCAAACUAUUCCAACUUUACAAGAGAGAUUGUGAUCAUGUUCUUUUCACCUGUGGGUCAUAAAAAUGUUGUUAAUCUGAAGACCCGCAGAAUUAUCAAAGACAUUCUGUAGUUUAUACACCGUGUUGCAAAGUGUUUACUGUACUAUUUCAAAGCUUCUAAAUAAAUAUAAAAUAUAUAUAUAUUAUAUUAUAUAUAAUUUUCCGAAAAUCGUGGUACAACUUAGUUGAUUUUUAAAUGGAUUCAUACAGUCUACACCAUACACUAAAGUGAGAAGAGAAUUCAGGGUUCCUAAGCUAUCCUUGCUAAAAACAAAAAUAAAAUAAACCUUUAAUAGUACUUCCCCAAUAUUCGUAUUUUGGUCAAUCCCAUUUUUCUUGUUUUAAAAAAAAAAAAAAAAAAGCUGUAAGCAACAACAUUUUGUCAAAAAAUUGUAAUGAAUUUUCAAUGCCAAAGAUGCAGCUGUCAAUAUUACCCGAAUGAGCGCUAUGUACUAUCAGAGGUAUAAAUCACUCUCCAUUAUUUUGCUUAUGUUUCUAUGGUUUUUAAUUUGGAAUCACAAAAUCUUUUUUAAGGCUCUAUAAAUUCACCUGUAUAUGUUGUUAAAAAGAACACUGGGUGUCUGUACAUUUUGCAAUGUAAGAUAUAAUGUAAGUGAAGUUAAGUAUUUUAAGAAAAUCAUCCCAAGCUCAUAAAUACUCAUACAUACAUACGUACAUACACACACACAAACACCCACACAUCUCUCUUUGACAUAGUUUUGUGAAACUAUACAAAUAUAUUGCCUAAAAAUAUUUCUCUUGUGGCUAGGAAUAGUUGUUGAUAGAAUUGAAAUUACAAAGGCAAAGUAUAUGCCAAACUAUUGACUCUUUUAUCACAAAGGAGAUUUCCAAUUAGGAACAUGGCACAUUCUCAGCUGACCCCUCUCCCAUUGGAGUAAAAAUGGUGUUGGCCACCAUCUUUGUUGGGAAAAGGAUUAAGCCCUUGCAUAUAAUCUUUAUGUUCUGUAAUAAUUCUGUGGUCUGAAGCAGUAUCUUAGAGCGUUUCUUUUCUAUGAAAUAUUGAAAAAGAGUAAAAUUUCGAAGGUAAAGUUUAAAAUUACUUUCAUGUCCAUGGAGUUUAAGUACCAUUUACUAAAUGUAAAAAUCUAGUAAAAUGUUUUUUUCUUUUUU